AUGCCACCCAAGCACCGCGACAUUUCCCCAUUCCUGCAGUUUCUUCGGGACUUUCUUCUGGGUCGCAAGCAUGUGACCAGCCAUCGUUACGCCGACACUUUGAGUCCACGCAGUCUUCCGGCACCCACUCCCCCCGAAUCAUCCAUGAAUCGCAUCUCUGGCAAUGCCUAUUACCUGAGGGAUGCCCGCUCUCAAGUGAAGCCACCCAUCGAUUUAGUCGAGGAGAAAAAGCGACAGUUGGCGGCAAUUGCAGCAGAGGCUGCCAAAGCCGCUGCAGCUGCCGAAGAUACCAAGAAAGCUCCCAAAGACGCCUCUGCUCCCAAGGCAGCUCCCAAACCUACUAUUCCUCCAAAGACUUGUAAGCAAGAUCAAACAAAGAAAGACAAAUCCAAGCCAAGAAAAAUGCUGCCGACUCCGGGUCAGUUGCACAAAUGGGAUUAG
This is a messenger RNA of Drosophila innubila, 441 nucleotides long. RefSeq lists its product as uncharacterized. Lineage: Eukaryota; Metazoa; Arthropoda; Insecta; Diptera; Drosophilidae. The transcript has a single exon. Gene Ontology annotation, biological process: ATP synthesis coupled electron transport; mitochondrial electron transport, NADH to ubiquinone. Gene Ontology annotation, cellular component: mitochondrial inner membrane. Bases 1 to 441 code for a protein of 146 amino acids. The record is from RefSeq and is a predicted model, not a curated record.